Messenger RNA from Porites lobata, 3693 nucleotides. Lineage: Eukaryota; Metazoa; Cnidaria; Anthozoa; Scleractinia; Poritidae. The record is from the annotation of a GenBank genome assembly.
AGAGAUACUACAACUGCACGGCCUCAUUUGCAUCUCGAUCUGUUUUGAAGUCAAGGGCAGUUGAGCGUGGCGGAGGGAAAACGAGCUCCCAAAAUUUUCAGCGCAGAAUCUCAACUUGAAAGGGUAGUGAGCUAAAUCAAAGAAUCCAACCAACUAACUACCAAAGGUUAGUAGUGCGUUUACGAAUUAACUGUUCACUGGUUCCAGACUUUGUCAUUACCAUAAAUUGAAUUCAUCAUAUUACUCUUGAAGAGUUUAGAAAUUUAUAAUUCACAAUUCUUAUCUACUGAGCAUUGCAUUUGUGGUUGUGCACUGUGUUGGCUCGGCACUACUAUAAGGGACUUCGGGAGAACAGCUCGCUGUUUUAUUUAUGGAGUAUCAGCAUUUAUUUUCUUAAUCCAGUGAAGCAUUUAUUCAACGAGUGACUUGCUUGUUUUAUCUCACUCAGUGCAUCUUUAUGUCAGUGUAUGAAUAGAUAAGAGCACUCGGAUGGCCCUAUUUUACUUAAAGACAGCAGACAUAUUCUGUUUAUUCUUCUGUUAACCGGUUCGAGAAUCAAACGAUAACCCUUCGCAUUUUACAGAGACCUAGAACUCUCUUUAUGAAGGCCGUGAAGGUUUUUAACUUUUAAAUGAUAGGUGGCCUGUUUUCUAAGGUCACGAAUCUGACGAGUCUUGACUACCGUGGUGACGAUGAAUAACUGAAAUUCAACUACAGAUCAAAGCAGUUUGUCGAAACCUGUGUUAGGUUACAAAAAUUCGGACUGAUGCCUAACUAUAAGCUGUUCAGCAGCGCAAGAAAAGACCUUGAAUGAUGAACAGGCAUUGGCUGCAGCCACACUUGGGACUUAACCGAGUUAUUUCCAAUGAACUAAUUAAAGUUAACUCGGAGUGAGAGUUCUAACCGGGUUAUGCAAAUCAAGCAAGAACAAUAUAGAUUUUCUUAACCGAGUUAGGGACGGACAUCAUUAGAAAACUUAUGGGAGGGGGGGGGGGCGAAGUACAAAAAAAAUAUUCGCGCAAGGGAAAAUUAAAUGAGAAAAAUUCAUGCACGCCAAUUAACCCUAAAACAUAUUCAUUCUACGGCCUAAGAAAAAUUCAUACAAGGAAUUUGAUAAAGAAAAAAAAAUUCCUGCGGCUCAAAAAUUCCCCGCCCCCUCCCAUAACUUUUCUAAUGGUCCGUCCCUUAGGUUUUUUUAUAAUAAACCACCUGGCGAGGUAAUACGUACUAAGUUGUAGUUAAAACAAACAUGUGAUCAUACGUGUCCAUGGUAUUAAAUGUACUAGCUCCACCAGUGUUAACCUGAUUAUACUUUCGUCUUGUAUCUUGACAGCAUAUUGCCUUCUAUUGCUACCGACAAAGGUCUGCUAUAAGCCUGAUAUGGAAACAUGCUGGAGAAGAUCCUUGUUAACGAUAAUCUUCUUUCUCGCGGUUUUGCAGUAUCCAGUUAUUGGUGAGAAUUCAUAGGAUAGAAUAAGGCAUUCUUGCCUCCAGAUUAACCGGAUUUCACGUACAAUAGACCAAUUUCCAAUUUAGUUAAAUUCAAAUUUAGCCCCUAGGCUUGGGGAAUAUUAAAAACAAAAGAAAUGUAUUAUUCAUUGCUGAACCUGAAGAUGAUUUCUUUUGUUUUAUUCCCUUUUUUAAGCCUCAGAGCCAAGAAUGAACUUUAAUUUAUCGAAAUGGGUCCAUUCCCUUUUUUCGAAUGGCCCGUAAUUCACUCUGUUUGCCCCCCCAUAACAAUAAACCACAUUGUUCCCAAAUCCUCCAAUCCUCCAGCAGGACUGCAUAUUCUCAAGAUUUGAGGAACAAACAGAAGCUAACAGAGUGUAUUAUGGGGGAUUUGAAAUCAAUCAAUCUAUCAGUAAUACAGAACAAACUUUAUUUUAAGAGUCCGUGAGACAUUUCCAUGGUGAUGAAACUAUCAUAAGAGCCAAGGAUUAACGGCAAGACGCGAUUUCUACAGUAAACGCCAAUAGAGUACUAAAGUGUGACGUCAUAAAAUGAAAUUUCUGAAAUUAUGGGAUUUGUCAGGAUAUUCUGAGAGAACAAUGUCCAAGAGGCCUACUCACCAAAAAUGAGCAUUUCGGGGCAAAUUGUCUCUGAGAUCGUAGCCCAAUUAUGCUUAGUUUACUCCAUACAAACCCCUCUAAAAUUUUUUGGGUCGUCCCCAAAAAAAUUUAGAAGGGUUUGUAUGGAAUUUUCUGAGUAUAACUGGCUAACAUCUCAGAGACAAUUUGCGCCGAAAUGCUCAUCUUUGGCGAGUAGGCCUCUUGGACAUUGUUCUUUCAGAAUAUCUUGACAAAUCCCAUAAUUUCAGAAAUUUCAUUUUUAUGACGUUAUCACUUUAGUACUCUAUACCAGGAAAUUGUUUCAAAUAAAAAAUACACGUACAUUUGAAUUUCUCUUUCUUGUGUAAUUACGUAGCUAUGGAAUAGUAAAGCGUAUAUUCUACCUCUCUUUGCUCAGAUCGAGGCUAACCUAAACUUGGAUUAUGGAUGGUAUUAUUAAUAUCAUUUGUAUUAUUAUAAUCAUUAUUCUUAUUAUUACCCAAGGGAGUAAAGAACGUUUUAACAUGACGUCAAGGCGGCCAUGUUAGUGUACUAAGAAAAUCCUCUGGAAGUUGAACUCUUCUCUUAUGUAAACGUGUUUUUUGUUCAAUAAAUUAGCAGAGCUGCUCAGCGGCUGCUCGCCACAUGAGUGAAAACGCUCCAUACUUUCUUGCUUCACAUUGAAACAUUAUAAUUAUCUUUAUUUUUAGGACGAAUUUGUUAUCACUGUGACUCACGUAAUGGAAAUUGUCCUGAGGACUCUGUUAAUGGCACAAAGAAGACAACUUGUGCAGAUGGAAAUAACUUUUGUCAGGUGGUCAAGGAUGGUAGACAUGCUGAACCUCGCUUCACUCGAGACUGUGUUAAUGAAUGCGACGACGAUUACAUUGACUGGAAAAAAGAUGGUGAAGAGUAUUGCCGCACGUGUUGCGAUGAAGAUGCCUGUAAUGUCGGUCGCUGUACAGCGGUUGCUUAUAAGCUGUCUUGGUUGCUUUCCAUCUUAAGUGUAAUCGUCACUUUUGGCAUUAUUUUGUUUUUCUAAGACUGUACUGCAGUUUGCAACGAUGGCGCAUAUUUACUCACGUGACUGGCAGCUAUAUGCAAAUAUUGGAACCAUAGAAAGGACACCGGCAUGACAAUACAAGUUGAGAGGGUUGCUUAGGUGAAUCGGGAGAUCACCAUCUUGUGUAGCUUCAGUGAUAUUUUCUAGCCAUCUGACAAUAGACAGGAUGUAGAUACUAAAAUCAAUCUCUUGAUAAUCUAGCUUGCACGUGAACCCGUUAGGACUAAGUAUCACUAGUAUAAUAUCUGUAAUAUAGCUACAGUAUGUCCACACUCUGCGGUAUGAACGACAACGGCCCGCAACGUAACGGAAAAUCGUGCGGGCGCGGUUUGCGCAGAGGGUUUGGAGCACUAAAUUCUAGUCCUCACUCGUGAAUAUUUACUUCCCUCUCAGUGGGUUCCAGGCCUUGCUCCUACUUAGAGAGUUUUCUGUCUGGAACGGCAGCAAACAUAGUCAAGAAAGACUAGCUUUCUCUCCAAAACGUCACAAAUCCCUUUUUUCUAGGCCUUUUUUUCGCCUAGACAGAUAAGAUGAAGAAAAAAAAAAAACCAUGGACUAACCCCUUUUGAGAAAAGCAAAAUU